AAUCGCGGGAGGCGCUAAGACCGGAGCGUGAGUGUUCCCUCCGCCCCCGCGCAGUAAUGGCGGCGGGGGCUGCGGAGGCGAGGAAGCAGGUCCGCUUCGCGCAGAGAGAAGGCGGCGAGGAAGGGGAGGGGGCGGCGGCGGAGGAGCCCCUCCAGCCGGAAGUGAGGGUGGCCGGGGGCAGCGCCGCGCGGAGGAGCCGGGCAGAAGCGGAAGCGGCGGCGGCAGGGGCCCCGCGGAGGGCGCUGAAGUGGUGCAUCUCUGGGGUGCUCUGUGCCGCCUUCCUGGGCCUGGGCAUGGCCAUUGCUAUUCUGGGGCCCACUUUUCCAGACUUGGCGGCAAACGUGAACAAAAAUGUCAGUCAGAUCUCUUUCAUCUUUGUGGGCCGUUCCUCGGGGUAUUUUGGUGGCUCUUUAAUUGGCGGCUUACUUGUUGACUGCAUGAAUGCCCAGAUUCUUUUGGGCUUUUCUAUGCUGGCUACAGCCAUGGGCCUGUAUGCCAUCCCAUGGUGUAAGACAGCAAUUUUGCUCACAGCCAUGAUGUCUGUCAUUGGUUUUUCAAUGGGAGUCCUGGAUACAGGUGGCAAUGUUGUGGCUUUGGACACAUGGGGGGCAGAGGCUGGUCCACACAUGCAAGCCUUACAUUUCAGUUUUGCCCUGGGUGCUUUUGUAACCCCCAUCUUGGCCAAGAUGGCGCUGGGCGGCUCUGCUGUGGACCCGCAGGACCAUCUGGUUGGCACAGGUGACCAUCAACCCACUGUUGACUCUCCCGUGUCAUCGGAGAAGCUACAUUUCACCAUGAACGUGAUGUCGUCUUACACUAUGAUAGGCAUUUACGUCUUGCUUGUGGCAUUGUUUUUCUGUCUUUUAUAUUGGAAGAGCAGUUCUGCUCGCGACAGGAGGAAGUUUUCUGCACAGAAAUACAAGAUUGCCAAAUACCACUAUGCCCUCAUAAUUCUGCUCUCUGUAUUCUUUUUCUGGUAUGUUGGAGCAGAGGUCACCUACGGGUCUUACAUUUUCACUUAUGCAAGGACACAUGUGGGCAUGAAGGAGAGUGAAGCGGCAGGGUUGAACUCGGUCUUUUGGGGGUCCUUUGCGGCCUGCAGGGGACUGGCAAUCUGCCUGGCUGCCUGCUCUCAUCCUGGGUCGAUCAUCCUCCUGAGUAUCAUUUGCUCCACUGUGUCCUCCUUGUUCCUGGCCCUAUUCAACACACACCCGGUUUCUCUGUGGCUUGGAUCCGCAGUCUAUGGAGCGUCAAUGGCUGCCAUCUUCCCCAGUGGCAUAUCCUGGGUUGAGCAGUACACUACCAUCCAAGGGAAGUCUGCUGCGUUGUUUGUCAUGGGUGCUGCCAUGGGGGAAAUGUGUAUUCCUGCUGCAGUUGGCUUCCUGCAAGGACACUACCCUGCGGUUCCAGUGCUUAUGUAUACUGCUUUGGUGUCUGCAGCCAUGACGGCCAUGCUGUUCCCUGUGCUGUAUAAAUUAGCUACAUCCCCAAGUGAUCCUAAGCGGAAAGGUGCUGGAGAUGGGAACCUCCAGGAAGCGUUGCUGUCCAACUCUCACCUUGAGGAAGAGGACGAGGAUGACAAGGAGGGCAAGGAAUGGAAUGAGGCAGACUUUGAAGUAAUUGAGAUGAAUGAUACCCGGCAGAAUUCAGUCAUUGAAACAUCUACGAACAUCCAAGGGGAGUCUGCUCUUGCCACAUCCGCCCAUACUCUUUCAGGAAAGAUAUGUAAUUCUUCUCCUUUGCUUUCUAUUGGAUCCCCAAGACGAAAGACUUCAAGUAAAAAUGACUAGAGCUCUCUUCUAGAGCAGGGGGUGUAGUUCCCACUCUAUGCGUAUGUGAUAAUGCAGUAGAGGUGGGAAGCUUGGUAAAGCCCAGUUGAGGUUGCUUUGUUUAAAAGAAUGAGUAAUGUACGAUAGAGAGAUGGUGUGGCAGAGCUCACUUGUCUAAACAUGACGGUGGUAGAAAAAUACGACAAGGUAGAAUAUUUCCUAACAGUCAUACUAUCAUUGUUUGGCAGGCAUUGGGAAGCUCUUAUGUCAGGAAGUCCUUCCAAAUGUUCAGGUGGAAUCCCUAUUCCUGCAACGUCUAUUUCUCUUGAGUCCCAGCAGCACAUUAAUAUACCUAUCUGGACAACAUUUGUGUUUGGAUGCUGUUGCAUCUUUUAAAAACCACACUUCAAAGUGUCAUUUGUAUAUUAUUUGAAAAACAAGAGCAUUACUGUUUGUGAACAUGUUUAAAUUUUCCUGUAUUUUCUGCAUGCUUUUUAUAGUCAACAUCUGUUUCCAAGUGUGAUUCACAACAGUUUCAUUCUUGAUCAAGAUAGUGCUGAAUAGUCAGCAAUUACAUUCACUGGGGUUAAAGACACAUGAUACCAAAUUGUUAUUUUUUUUAACAAAAAAUUCAAGUACAGGAUUGGAAUUUAAAAGAGAAUGCAUGGACUAUCUCUGCACAGAUACAUUUUGCUGUUAAUGCAGUGGAAUUCAUUAAGUGGCCUUAGAUUUUAAUGGCAAUAUAAUGGGUGUUUUUUGUUUAUUUCUUGUGAAACAUUAGAGACUAAAACAUUGAAAUGAAAGACUAUCAUUACCUGUGCCUGGAGACUAGUAAAUGUAAAGUGAAAUUGAGACUACCUCACAGUUGUGUUCUGUGAUAAAGCAUGCCGCUUUGAAAGUUGACGAAACAAGAAUGUAAUUUUUAAGAUAAAGAAUUACACCAUAGUAAUUUAGGAUUGGAUUUGUAUGCUAGUAUUCAUAUUUUUAAAUCUGCCAAAUGUACAUUUGGUUCCAAAUGUCCACAUCAGCUGAACAUCAAUGCAUUUAAAUGGUUUUUUCAAUUUUAAUACUUCUUGCAGGGAUGUAUCUAGUGUUUGGUUCUUGCCAAGAACAGGCUCCAAAGAGAGAGCAUGAAUUUGCUUACAAAGACAAGUUACCUCCAUUUAACAGUCUCUCAUACUGUAUUUCAAACUACAUAUUUUUUUUAAAAAAGGUGCCAGUGGGUUUUUUUUAAAGCUUUUGAGAUAUGUUUAGUCUAUGACCAUUAUAAAUUAUCUGUAUAAAUGCAGAGGAGACUUUCCACACAACAGGGGGAGCUGUUUUUGCAGAAUUCUAAAUCCAGCAUUCUUUUGGCCAGCAUUUUUGCUUUUUGGUUCUGGCCAAAAUCUAUUGUUAGUAGAGUUCUCAGCAGUCAAAAGCAUGGUAAAGAUGUCAGGAAUUCUGUACUGGAGAAUGUUGGUGUUAUAUAAAAGUAACUUAGGGGAUUUUAGAAGUAAUUUUAAAGGAAGAAAACCUGCUGUAGUUAUAAAUGUCAUAUUUUCUUGAAGACUCUUAUCCCUCCUGGUGGUGUAUGGGUAUUUCUGGUAUUUGUUUGUCUGUAUUUACAGCAUUAUGAAACAGGUCGUCCCUGGAUCUUGUCUUGCACUUUUUGGCACUUUGUUUUAACUCUUAAAUGUUUGCCUUAAAUGUUAAUUCUGUGAUUUGGGUAUCAUUAAUUUACUGUGUCUUUCUUUAGCACUCCAUCGGUGGGGUAUUCUAUAAUGCCGUGGUUCUCAACCUGUGGGUGGUUUGGCCUACAACUCCCAAAAAUCCCAGCCAGUUUACCAGCUGUUAGGAUGAUUUCUGGGAGUUGAAGGCUAAAAACAUCUGGGGGCCUCAGGUUGAGAACCACUGCUAUAAUGUGUCUAGGGAGAUGAAUGAGUGUUUACAGGGGUGGGGGGAAAUGUGAUUUUUUUUCCUGAAUAAAUUAUUUAUUUACUAAA
Anolis carolinensis (green anole) is the source of this 3751-nucleotide messenger RNA. It is a transcript of the gene slc60a2, whose product is annotated as major facilitator superfamily domain containing 4B. The record is from RefSeq and is a predicted model, not a curated record. The coding region runs from base 57 to 1790 and encodes 577 amino acids. The transcript is spliced from 4 exons. Gene Ontology annotation, biological process: transmembrane transport. Lineage: Eukaryota; Metazoa; Chordata; Lepidosauria; Squamata; Anolidae.